AUGUCAUAUCCUACUAAAACCCACGAAAGUGAUGGUGAGCAAAAUGAAAAAUUUGCAACAGACAUAAACUCUGAUGAACUUGAUAUUCGUGAUAGCAACAACACUAUGAACAAUCAGAACAAACAAAAUAAUUCUAGUUCAUCUUCGUCUAUAAAUAGACUCAACAUAUAUGAAGGUUUGGAUAAAGAGGCGGAAAAGAAUAUCAAAAAUUUGGCCCGCACAUUUACUAAUAAUUCUACUACUUAUUCCAAUACCCAUAAUUCACUGAACGCUGAUAACAACAACACUAAUAUUUAUUCCGAUGUGGCAAGUAAUUCCAGUGGUAAUGUUGGUCCCUUUUUUAGCAAUUUUGACCAGGAUUAUGACCCAAAGUUGGAUCCCAACAGUGACGAAUUUUCAUCCGCGUGUUGGAUUAAAAACUUGAGCAAGAUCAUGACGAAUGACCCUGAUUAUUAUAAACCUUAUAUUUUAGGUUGCUGUUAUAAGAACUUGAGGGCCUUUGGUGAUUCUAACGAUGUUUCUUAUCAAUCCACUAUCGGCAAUAUGCCAAUAAAAGCCAUUCAAUAUGUUUAUCGUCAUUUAAGGAAGAGAAGGAAGGAAGACACCUUUGAUAUUUUAAAACCUAUGGAUGGCCUAAUAAAACCAGGUGAAUUAUUAGUUGUUUUAGGUAGACCGGGUUCUGGUUGUACUACUUUGUUGAAAUCCAUUUCUUCUAAUACCCACGGUUUUAGCAUUGAUCCAGAGACUAUUAUUUCAUAUGAAGGUUUAACUCCAAAAGAAAUCAAAAAACAUUACAGAGGAGACGUUGUUUAUAACGCUGAGGCUGAUAUCCAUUUUCCUCAUUUGACCGUUUAUCAGACUUUGAAUACUGUUGCUCGGUUAGUCACCCCAAGAAAUCGUAUUAAAGGGGUUAGCAGAGAAGAAUUUGCCAAACACAUCACGGAAGUCACCAUGGCCACCUAUGGUUUGAGUCAUACACGAGAUACCAAAGUGGGUGACGAUUUUAUUCGUGGUGUUUCCGGUGGUGAGCGUAAGAGAGUUUCUAUCUCUGAAGUUUCUAUUUGUGGUUCCAAAUUUCAAUGUUGGGAUAACGCUACUAGAGGGUUGGAUUCUGCUACUUCAUUGGAAUUUGUAAAAGCCUUAAAAACGAGUGCAGAUAUCACCAAUUCCAGUGCUUGUGUUGCCAUUUACCAAUGUUCGCAAGAUGCCUAUGACCUGUUUAACAAAGUUUCUGUUUUGAGUGAGGGGUAUCAGAUUUUUUUCGGGUAUAGUAAUAGGGCCAAAAAAUACUUUGAGGAAAUGGGAUAUGUCUCGCCAGCAAGACAAACAACGGCUGAUUUUUUAACGGCCGUCACCAAUCCAGCUGAACGUAUUGUUAAUCCUGAUUAUAUUAAGCGUGGAAUUAAGGUGCCAACUACUGCCGAAGAAAUGGAACACUAUUGGAAGAAUUCUCAAGAUUAUAAACAAUUGCUAGUAGACAUUGAUGAAUAUUUGAAAAAAAAUGACGAUGUUGCCAAAGAAGAAAUUCAUGAGGCUCAUGUUGCCAGACAAACAAAGAGGGCUAGGCCAAGUUCGCCAUAUGUAUUGGAUUAUGGUAUGCAAGUGAAAUAUUUAUUGAUCAGAAAUUUACAAAGAAUAAGGAAUAAUAUGGGACUAUCAGUCUUUACUGUGGUUGGUAAUUCUGCAAUGGCCUUAGUUUUAUCAUCGAUGUUUUAUAAAGGAAUGUUGCAUACGACAACAUCAACAUUUUAUUCUCGUGGUGCAAGUAUGUUUUUAGCCGUUUUGUUCAACGCCUUCUCGUCCAUGUUGGAAAUUAUGUCUUUAUUUGAAGCUAGACCAAUUGUGGAAAAACACAAGAGAUAUGCCUUGUACCACCCAUCUGCUGAAGCGCUUUCUUCAAUCAUUUCCGAACUACCGGCCAAGCUCACCAUUAGUAUCUGCUUUAACGUUAUCUUUUACUUCAUGGUGAACUAUAGAAGGAAGCCUGGGUUUUUCUUUUUCUUUUUGAUGAUGAAUUUCAUAUGUACUUUGGGUAUGUCGCAUAUUUUCAGAUGUAUUGGUUCUGCUGCCACGAGUUUCCCACAAGCAAUGGUUCCAGCUUCUGUUAUUUUGUUAGCAUUGUCCAUGUAUGCUGGGUUUGCCAUUCCAAAAACUAAAAUGUUGCGUUGGUCCAAAUGGAUUUAUUGGAUCAAUCCUAUCCAAUACAUUUUUGAAUCCUUGAUGAUCAACGAGUUUCACGGUAGAGAGUUCCCAUGUGCGGAAUUCAUACCCUCUGGGUCCGGAUAUUCCGACGUGUCUCUAGCUAAUCAGGUUUGCUCUAGUGUUGGUGCUGUAGCUGGGGAGUCCUAUGUUAGUGGCGAUAGGUUUUUAGAAUUGGCUUAUGGCUAUCUGCACAAACACAAAUGGCGUGGGUUUGGUGUGGCUUGUGCCUAUGCAGUUUUCUUUUUGGGUGUUUAUUUGGUUUUCUGUGAAUAUAACGAAAGUGCAAAACAAAAGGGUGAAGUUUUGGUUUUCCCAGCUAGUGUUAUUAGAAGAAUGAAGAAGUUGCAUCCUAAAAAGAGGCUUGAUAUCGAAAGCGGUGGUAACAGUGAAAAGGUUGCAUCAUCUCCAAAUAAAGAAUUGGUUUUGAAUGAUUCUUCUAAUUCCACUUCCAGCGGCAAUAACGAGGAGUUCAACUUGUUUGCAUCGAAUGCUAUUUUCCACUGGAGGGAUGUCAAAUAUGAAGUUAAGAUUAAAAAUGAAACUAAAAGGAUUCUAGAUGGGGUUGAUGGAUGGGUUAAACCAGGUACUUUAACUGCGUUGAUGGGUGCUUCAGGUGCUGGUAAGACCACAUUGUUGGAUUGUUUAGCUUCACGUGUCACUAUGGGUGUUAUCACUGGGAAUAUUUUUGUUGACGGUCAUCUGCGUGAUAAUUCAUUUGCUAGAUCUAUUGGCUAUUGUCAGCAACAGGAUUUGCAUUUGAGUACAGCGACAGUUAGGGAAUCUUUAAGGUUUUCAGCUUAUCUAAGACAGCCAAGUUCUGUUUCCAAGCAGGAAAAAGAUGAGUAUGUAGAGGAAGUGAUUAGAAUUUUGGAAAUGGAACAAUACGCUGAUGCGGUUGUUGGUGUUGCUGGUGAAGGUUUAAACGUCGAACAAAGAAAGAGAUUGACUGUCGGUGUUGAAUUAGCAGCCAAACCCAAAUUAUUGUUGUUUUUAGAUGAACCUACUUCCGGGUUAGAUUCGCAGACAGCUUGGUCUAUCUGUCAAUUGAUGAGAAAGUUGGCUGAUAAUGGCCAAGCUAUUUUAUGUACCAUUCACCAGCCUUCUGCUUUGUUGAUGCAAGAGUUUGACAGAUUAUUGUUUAUGCAACGUGGAGGUAAAACCGUCUAUUUUGGAGAUUUGGGCAAAGGUUGUAAAACAAUGAUCAACUAUUUCGAAGAAAAUGGUGCUCAUAAGUGCCCAGAGGAUGCUAAUCCUGCCGAAUGGAUGUUGGAGGUUGUUGGUGCCGCUCCAGGAUCACAUGCAAAUCAAGACUAUCACGAGGUUUGGUUAAAGAGUGAGGAACGUACUAAAGUUAUUGAAGAAUUGAACCACAUGGAACAAACUCUGUCAACAGGCAAUAAUAAUACUGAUGCUAGUGAUGAAAAAGAGGCCCACUCUGAAUUUGCUACCAGUAUUUCUUACCAAUGUUACUUGGUUACUGUACGUUUGUUCCAGCAGUAUUGGAGAACACCAUCCUAUUUGUAUUCCAAGUUUUUCUUAACAAUAUAUUCUGAAUUAUUUAUUGGGUUCACGUUUUUCAAAGCUGACCACAGUUUGCAAGGCUUACAAAACCAAAUGUUGUCUGUUUUCAUGUUUACUGUGUUAUUUAAUCCUGUGUUACAACAAUAUUUGCCAACCUAUACUAGACAAAGAGAUUUAUAUGAGGCUAGAGAAAGACCAUCAAGAACGUUUUCUUGGAAGGCUUUCAUUAUAUCACAGAUUAUAGUUGAAGUUCCAUGGAAUAUAUUGGCUGGUACAGUUGCAUAUUUUAUCUAUUACUAUCCAGUAGCGUUUUACAGAAAUGCACCAACAUCUCAGCAAUUGCAUGAGAGAGGUGCAUUAUUUUGGUUAUUUGCGACAGCCUUUUACACAUAUAUUGGUUCUUUUGCACUAAUGGUUGCCGCUCCCUUUGAAGUUGCUGGGAAUGGUGGUAAUUUGGCUUCUUUAUUCUUCACCAUGGCGUUAUCAUUUUGUGGUACUAUGGUCACUCCCGAACUAAUGCCUCGUUUUUGGAUUUUUAUGUACAGGGUUUCACCAUUAACUUAUUUUAUUGAUGGUGCUUUAUCUACUGCUGUGGCUAACACCUAUGUUAAGUGUUCACCAUAUGAAUAUGUUAAGAUGAUUCCACCAGUUGGUAAGACUUGUCAAGAAUAUUUGGGUACAUAUUUAACUAAUGCUGGUACUGGCUACUUACUUGAUCCUAAUGCUACCGACACAUGCUCAUUAUGCACAGUUUCUGAUACCAAUACAUUUUUAAGUAGUGUUUCGUCUCAUUAUUCCAAAAGGUGGAGAAAUUGGGGUAUUUUUAUUUGUUAUAUCGCGAUUAAUUAUAUUUUUGCUGUUUUCUUGUACUGGCUGUGUAGAGUUCCAAAGAAAAGCAGGAUGGCAAAGUAA
This is a messenger RNA of Saccharomycodes ludwigii, 4635 nucleotides long. Its product is annotated as pleiotropic drug resistance family ABC transporter. Gene Ontology annotation, biological process: xenobiotic detoxification by transmembrane export across the plasma membrane. The transcript has a single exon. Gene Ontology annotation, molecular function: ABC-type transporter activity; ATP hydrolysis activity; ATP binding. The coding region runs from base 1 to 4635 and encodes 1544 amino acids. The record is from RefSeq and is a predicted model, not a curated record. Gene Ontology annotation, cellular component: membrane. NCBI's taxonomy places the organism in Eukaryota, Fungi, Ascomycota, Saccharomycetes, Saccharomycodales, Saccharomycodaceae.